AUGAUCAAGCAAUUUAAAGCAAACGAACUAAAAAGGGCGGAAAAAUCGAAUAGGUCAUCUAAUUCUUCGUCUUCCUCGCCCUCAGUACUCUCGGUGAAGGGUGACGGUUCGCCUGGUGAGUUCAACUGUCGCAACUUGACAUCAGAACUGGAAAAGCUCUGUUCUUCUGAGCUAGAUGCCUCUGUCGUCAUGAAAUACACCCAGUGUACGUUUGGCGGCUACUCUGCUAGAAUUUCAACGAUUGAGCCUGGGCGUUGUCGUGAUUGCGUCCCGAAGAAAGAACACUCUGGACGAGAGGAUCUCUGGUUUCGCCUACUCGUCAUUCAAAGUACGGACGCUAUUGUGGACUAUAUAUAUAAGACAACCGUCUAUCGUCGGAAGUUGCCACGAAUAAUCUACACUAAUUACGUUAUCAUCAGUUACACAUUAGGCGACAAUCUCUGGCCCAUCGUACAGGUGAAAGUGAGGAGACUUACCGCAGUCGUUCGACUCUGUAACAAAAACCGGCACGAAUUGACAAGCAAAGAGUAA
Opisthorchis viverrini is the source of this 531-nucleotide messenger RNA. RefSeq lists its product as hypothetical. Lineage: Eukaryota; Metazoa; Platyhelminthes; Trematoda; Opisthorchiida; Opisthorchiidae. The record is from RefSeq and is a predicted model, not a curated record. Bases 1 to 531 code for a protein of 176 amino acids. The transcript is spliced from 3 exons.